AUGCAAUCGGGAGGCAACGGACAGGGUCCUGAAUCAUUAUCGAGAAUUGAGAAAGGUCUCUCCAGCAAGUACGGAAAGCUACUACGUGGAGGCUUAAUCGGUCCAAAGCACAAGGAACGAACGUACUUUGACUCUGGCGACUUUGCUCUUUCCGCUGCUGAUCGUGUGACCGACAACGGCGCUAUUCAAACAGGAAAAGCGCAUCCAAAUCGGGAUAGCGUUUCGCAUCCUUAUGCCCCUAUCCCAGCCGCUAGUAACGUUGACAAUGAUGCCAAUGAAGAUUCAUUUAGGAGAAGUGCGAGUCUCGAGAGGAGCCCACUCCUUCAAGAAACCAAUAUAAAGGGUGAAGAACCCACCAAAAAUGAGGUACAGGAUAACCCUACCUCUCGCGAAUUUUAA
Messenger RNA from Penicillium canariense, 399 nucleotides. RefSeq lists its product as uncharacterized. The coding region runs from base 1 to 399 and encodes 132 amino acids. The record is from RefSeq and is a predicted model, not a curated record. Lineage: Eukaryota; Fungi; Ascomycota; Eurotiomycetes; Eurotiales; Aspergillaceae. The transcript is spliced from 3 exons.